Trichoplusia ni (cabbage looper) is the source of this 7773-nucleotide messenger RNA. It is a transcript of the gene Meltrin, whose product is annotated as disintegrin and metalloproteinase domain-containing protein 12. Gene Ontology annotation, molecular function: metalloendopeptidase activity. NCBI's taxonomy places the organism in Eukaryota, Metazoa, Arthropoda, Insecta, Lepidoptera, Noctuidae. Gene Ontology annotation, biological process: membrane protein ectodomain proteolysis. The record is from RefSeq and is a predicted model, not a curated record.
CGCCAUCUAGUUUUAUAAGCAUGCACGAAUCAGCGACGUUUUUCCCUACUUAGUUCUUUGGUCUCUAACAGAUGUCGCUUUUUACUCUUUUACCUAGACCGAAAUAUAUUUUUUAUAAUAAUUUUACAUUUUCACUUUGUAUCCAAGUGCUUCUUUAUUAAGAAAAAUAACCAAUAAGUUACCUGUUGAAAACAAGCUUAAAAACCUUGGUUUCAAUACCAAGAUUGUGACGUCAAUCGUAUAUGUCAUUAGUGUCAGUAUGUUGUGUUUUUUUUUCGCAUCACAAUUCACAAACUUCACGGGGCAUCGUUUGUGAAGUUGUGGGCCGUGUGGACUGGUGUGCCGUGGUCGAUGUAGUGGCAGUGAAUGAUGUGCAGUUCCUUAGUGCCUUUAUUCGGACAUAAUGCAACAAAUGUUUAGGAAUUCGUUAUUUUCCUAGCUAUAGUAGCUAGUUUCAUGUUAACAAUGUCUCGUAAAACUUUCAGUGUGAAAAUGUUUAGUGAUAAUGUUUGUGUUGUGUGCUUGGUGCAUUUAUUAUUAUUAUUAGUUCUGACAAAGGGCGGCGCGGAAGCUCAGGAUCUAAAACCACCUGCCACAGACUUCAACAAGCACAGUAUAGUCACACCAAUCGUGCAUCAUGGCAGAACGAAAAGAGAAAUACAUACGACGAGAGACGAGAGCGGUGCACAUCAUCAAGAGGUCACAGUAAGAGUCCCUAUUGACGGUCAGGAGUACGUCCUGGACCUCCGACUGAACCACGACCUUAUCACAGAUAACCAUGUACUUAGGUAUCAGAAGAACGGAAAAACUGUCUUACAUAAACCUAAGAAAGAGGACAUAGACUUAUGCCAGUACUCGGGCUCAGUGCGAGACAGACCUGGGUCCUGGGUGGCUGUCUCCACGUGUCACGGCGUACGGGGAAUCGUCUUCGAUGGACAAAAGAUGAGAUACAUCGAACCAGCUGAAGGUCCUGGAAUCCAGUCACAGCACUACGUCUACGACCACUCUGAUCUGAACACGGUGGGCCACUGCGGGUACAAUGGUGGUGUUACAAACAACUCGAAUUACGACCCACAGCUCUUCCAGAAGUACCACGCCGAAAAGGACUUGCACAAAAGUCGAAUUAGCCGGUACAAGAGGUCAACAGAAGACACUCAAGUCCGAGGUCCAUACAACGCGAACAAACUGUCGAGAUAUGUGGAACUGGUGCUGGUUGCCGACAACCGAGAGUACAAGGCCAAUGGCGAGAACAUCGAGACCGUGUACCGCCAGAUGAAGGACGUCGCUAAUAUUAUUAAUUCGGUAUACUCCCCUUUAAACAUCUUCAUAGCAUUAGUGGGCGUGGUCGUAUGGACAGAGCGAGAUGAGAUAUCAUUAGAGGAGAACGGUGAUAGGACCCUCAACAACUUCCUAGGGUACCGGAAGGUCGAGCUCGUGCGAGACAUGCCCAAUGAUAAUGCUCAGCUGCUUACCCGCCAAAAAUUCAACGACGGUGUCGUGGGCAAAGCUUUAAAGGGUCCGAUUUGUACUUACGAGUUUUCCGGCGGAGUGUCAACGAAUCACUCCGAGGUCAUUGGUUUAGUGGCCACGACUAUAGCUCACGAGAUGGGACACAACUUUGGAAUGGAGCACGAUACGGACGAACUGUGCGAGUGUCCCGAUCAGAAGUGCAUCAUGAGUCCGUCAAGCACAUCCGUCACGCCGACGCACUGGUCCUCAUGCAGUUUGAAUUCCUUGGCGUUGGCGUUUGAAAGGGGAAUGGAUUAUUGUUUGAGAAACAAACCGAAGCGCCUAUUCGAGUCGCCAACCUGCGGCAACGGCUUCGUGGAGCCGGGCGAGCAGUGCGACUGCGGCAGCAGCGCGGUGGGGUCGGGGGCCAGCUGCCGCGCCUGCUGCGACCCCGCCACCUGCAUGCUGCGGAGCAACGCCACCUGCGGGGCCGGCAUGUGCUGCGACCUGCAGACGUGUCGCCCUAAAUCAGCGGGCACCGUAUGCAGAUCAGCUGACAAGGAGUGCGACCUGCCCGAGUACUGCACGGGCCACUCCGAGUUCUGUCCCGACGACGUGUUCAAGAUGGACACCACGCCCUGCGGGAGAGGCGCCGAGAAGGCGUACUGCGUGCGUGGGUCGUGCCGCUCGCACUCGGACCAGUGUCGCCUGCUGUGGGGCACGACGGGCGAGAGCUCGCACACCAAGUGCUACACCAGCACCAACGUCAAGGGGAACAAGAGUGGCAACUGCGGCUACGACCGCCUCAACCAGCGUUACAUUCCGUGUUCGUCACGUGACGCUAUGUGCGGCAUGCUGCAGUGUCGCCAUCUCAACGAGAGGCUCGAGUUCGGCAUGGAGUCCGUAGCGCUGCUGUCCGCUGUCUUCAUCAAUAAUAAUGGUACGAUAAUACCUUGCCGAACAGCUAUUAUAGACUUGGGUCUCGGCGACGUGGACCCGGGUUUGGUGCCCGACGGUGCGCAAUGCGGGGAAGGGAUGAUGUGUCUAAACCAACGCUGUGAAUCAGUGGCCGCCGUCAGAGACAGAAUAUCGACUCUGGACUCGUCCGUCUGUCCGUCCAACUGCUCCGGCCACGGCGUCUGUAACUCAUUGGGUCAAUGUCACUGCGACGCUGGUUUCGCUCCGCCGUUGUGUUCUCUGCCUGGCACGGGAGGAUCUUACGCUUCUGGUCCCGCUACAGACCCCACCAUCCAAAGAAACUUCAUGGUGGCGAUGUACGUGAUAUUCCUGGGCAUCAUCCCGGGGAUCCUGCUGGUGUUGUUCCUCAUCUACUACUCCCGCCACAACGUCCUCCUCUGGUGGAAGAAGCCGCGCAAAUCGGCCCCGUCACCGAAGAAAGCAAGUCUACAACAUCGCUUAUCACGAAGCGCGAGCAAAUUCGCGGCUAAUUUCCAAAACAGUACUCAAAAUAACGCUCAACCCGUCAAUGUCCACACUCUGUCGAACCCGGACGACAUGAGCUCAAGCCUCCUUCGCAGCGACUCGGACAGAAGCCCUCCCGGUAAUAUUAACCCUUCAGUUAACUUCUUCGGCAAUUUCAAAGGUUUCUCUCUAACCCCUAUUGAUAAAAACGCCGCCGCUGAAAAAGAAGACACGGAACCGAUCGCUCAGAAACCAGUUAAAAGUAUAGCGGAGAGCUUAAAAAGCGCUAAAAUAACGCCCGUCCAUAGAAGCGGGAGUAACAGCCAGAAUAUUAUUACUCAAGGGGUUUUAAAGCCGGUUUUAAGAAGCGCUCCGCCUUUGCCAGUUGUGCCUACGACAGCUAAAACCAGCCCGAAGACCAGCCCGUCAGUCAAACGCACUAACAGUACCGUACAGAAUAAAAUUAAAGCGUUAAUGAGUGUGGAGAAAACGGAAGAAGUUUCUCCUCCCACUUUAUCAAACCCGCCACCGAGACCCGUGAUCUCCAGCCCUAUUCUAGAAGCUUCUACUUGUACAGCUAAAGAGCUCAUUUCUCCACUCCAAGGUUCGAAAACUUUAGGCCCUAUUAGGGCUGCCCCAACCAUCCCUACAUCUCCAGACUUCCCAAAAAGACCUCUCAGUAUGCAUUCAGCUGGUGUGCCUCAAAAACCUCUUCCCGAAGAACCAAAAAAAGUUAGGGAAGGAAUAUCCUUAAACCGUAUAGCAUCGUUCCUCAAACAUGAUAAACCUAAAGAAAAAGAACGGAACCCGGUCGAGCGCAGCCAUUCUUUACCGAAGAACCCAAAUAACCAAGUGAAAGUACCUAAAGUGGAUAAAGUGGCGUUCAGGAACAUGCAGAUAUCGAACCCUAUACUACAGAAAGAGAUAGAGCUACCGGUGAACACUGUACCAGUGGUGUCUGAUUCUGAAGACGGCGAUGACCCGAAGUCGUUCGUGAACAGAGCGCAGAGUAUGAGGGCUCCAGCGACGCAAAAGACAGCUAUACAGAGCUUUGGUUCAAUGAGACAAGCGCCACCUGCACCCAGACCGUUAUCAGUAGUAGGUAGACCCACAGCUCCUCCACCCCCCUUACCAAACCACUCCGACCCAGUCCCACCACCGAAACCAGAACCAGAAAUCAAGUCAACUGAUUAUGUUGACUGCAUUGAAGAGAAACAGGCUCCGCUAGCACAUAUAGCUGAGGAAUCCAUGGAUAAUAUAUACGCGGUUAUCGAAGAAAGUCCUGAAAAGCACUCGAAACCUCUACCAGGCGUCCCACCCCCCGUCAAAACAGCCCCGCAACCUCCCCCUGAAGGUUACAACGCACCAAAACCGAUGCCUUCGAACUCAGGAAGUUCAGAAAGCAUGGGAUUACUCGGAGAAAUUGUCAACGAAAUACAGAACCGCAAUUUCGAAUCUAUCUAUUCGGCUUCAACGCUGUCUAGAAAGAAAGAAAAGGAGAGAAAAGCCAGGGCCGCGGGUGAGAACAACAGAGACAGCACAUACAUGAACUCGGAACAUUAUAAGACGCCUGAGAGUGUUUAUAGCAACUCGGGAGCGAAGUCGAAUGUGUCUACUACUAGUAGCGGGUACUUACAUCCUUCAGCUGUCAACGUACCUACUUAUUUAAAGAAAGAUGAGCCAAAAGAAGAAGACAAAGCUCCACCAUUACCGGGACCCAAUUCUAAAAUACCAACGUUCUCGAGACAAGUGACACCGCCGAACAUAAAAAACACUUCGACCUUCAGAAACGUCCCACAAUCACCGAAAACAGUGAAGAAUGGUAACUUUACCCCAAAAAUUACGAACAGCCCUGACGUCGUGUCGAGCUGUACGCUACCCGACAUGAAAAAUGUGAAGCCUCCAGACGUGAUUAACAAUAAUAAAUUACCGAACGACACGACUAAAGUGACCGCCAAGCCAGCCGUGACCGUCAAACCGAAUGACAACAGGCCGCCGCUACGACCCGCGCCUACAGAACCCAAGAAACAAAACAAGACUACCCCCCCUCUCAAACCAGUCAAUUCUAACUCAAACCUAAACAAAACCACAGAUAAGAAUCCGCCCUCCAACCGUGCCAUCUCAAAAGUAGACUCUAAUGUUAAAGCAAUAGCGGACAAUUUAAAUAAGAACAAACCUAAAGUAGUCCCCAAACCCCCCACUAUCGUCCAAAGGACUGAUAACAAACCCAAUCAAACGAAACUGACAGCCAAACCAUCGAAUGUUGCCAGUUUACAGCAGAAAUUCGAAAAUAGAAAGUCGUUAGGUAAAGAGGUUGUCGUUACAAAAAAAUAGAUAUACAUAUUACAAAUGGCAUAAUUUAAUUGAGUUAUCUAGUCUGUAAAUAUAUUUAAAGCCAUUAGCAGAGAAGACUCGAUUUUGUAACAAUGUGUGUAAGGUUCAUUUUUACGAAGCAUUUUUAUGAUUGAAGAAACUGUAUGAUUGGAUUGAAGGAUUUGUUCUCGUUGAUAUUUGGCUGGUUAGAAGUAAGUUGCACGUCCGAAAUACACGACUGCUGUCAUAAUAUGUAGCUUAUAAAUGUUGUGGGUAUGUUCAUAUUAUUUUAUGUUGAGUUUCCUUUAGCAAUAAAGUCUGGCUUACAAAGGUUCACAACUCUGGAGAAAAGGCAAGAUUUCGUUAUUUUUUCAAAUUAAAUACUGGUAUUAAAGAUAUAUUUGCCCACAACAUAUUUUUGGCAGCUUUAUUAUAACUUAGACGUAAACAAAAGAAUGUUCAAAAUAAGAAUAGAAAAGUGUUAAAAGAAAAGAAUCGUAAGGAAAUUAUUUUUAUUACUUUUUCAGCUUCUCUUAACGAAUGGAGGUAAAAUUAAAGUGUUCAUAUUUUGUAAUAACGAAACGCAAUUUUGAUGGUAAUAAAUAAGUAAAACGAAUAAAUGUAUUGCUGACCGUACGACAGCGGCUUUCCAAUUUUCAGCUUUAUCACAAAGGAGUAAAAUUGAAAGUUGUUUGUAACUGAUUUACGGUGAGCAUGUUAGAGUAUUUCCAUAUUUUACUUGACGAAGUAAAAUGUAACGUAUUUAAACGAUUGAUUAGAUGUAGCUAAGCGAUCUCUGUAUAUACUAGGUUAGUUUUUAUUCCCUAAUUAGUAAAUAUGUGAAGUGUCUUAUGGUACAUAAUGCUUAAUUCGUAUUUUUAUAAAGACUAUAGAGUUUGAGAUUUAUAGAGAAUUAGUGUCUUUGGUAUGUUAUCUGUCGCCAUCUUUGUAUUUUAAUUUUCACUAAAGAUCAACUAUUUUUAUGGCAUUUUUUCUAUUUACUUAAUUAUUUAAAGUAAUACAAGUUAUUUACGUAAUUAUUUGAUAAACAUACAAGAAUAUCAAAUAUUUACAAGGUAAGAUUAAAAUGAAAUGUCUACUACUAUAAUGUAAAUGUCUUUGCUAUUGGGUGUUUGACUAAUGAUAUCUUAUAAGUCCAUCGGAUAGAUUUCCAAAAAAAUAUUGCAUACUUAUUUGUCGCUUAAGCAAGAGUAAGUUAAAAUCUUGUGUAACGGCAAUUAUCAGUAAACGUUUUACCGACAAGUGACCUGCGUAUAUUAUUAUUAUUGUUAAAAAAUACGUAUCCUAAUCUCUGUUUAUAAAUCUACCUGACAUUAAUUUUUUUAGUCAAAUACCGAGUUGACACAAAAUGUUUGCGCCAAAGCAAAUGACCUACAAAAUACUUCCUUUCGCCUUCCAUAUUGAAAUAACAAAGAUGGCGGCAUCCAAAGGCACAUAGUGUUAGUUUGAGUGUUGAUGCUUUACUAUAAUUUAUAAAACCCGUUCUUAUCCACUAUAUAAAUGGUGCUACAGCGAAACAUACAUGCUUACCUACAUAGUAUAUAAACGUAUUUUUAUAUUAUUGAAAAAUAAUUUUGAUGGAUAUAUGGCAGAUCAUUAGGUAAGACAGACUGGCUUGCUUCUUAAUUUGUUACGUAAAAAGUCUUUAGCAGAAGUUGAAAGAACAAAUUCGUUGAGUAAAUUACUGCAGUGCAGCAGACAUCCAAAAGUGUAAUUAUGAUAACUUUUUUAUAUUAUCAUAGUAACUUUCGUAAGGAUGAUUCCCUUACGAAUUGUCUACCCACUCGUAUUUAUCACGUUUGCCCGACUAGUUUCGUUUUCGUUUAGGCGGGUUUAGCCGCCGCGUCAGCUACUGAUAACGUACUCCAGUUGGGUCCGAAACUAGUCGGGCAAUCCCGAUAAAUACACGUGAGUAAACCGUUGCAUCAUUUAAUAACUUUUAUAUCUAGUACAUAGCCAGAUGAGUCAUACUUAAAGAACUGCCAAAAAUAUGCUUUAAUUGGUAAAAUGCAAUAAUUUAUAUAUAAAUAGAUGCAUAAUAAAUAACGUCCAUAGUCGUAAUCACUGCCACAGCUUGGUACAAAAUGUAUGGUGCUCAUAUGUCGCAGAUAAACCUUGAUAUAUGUAGUUACUGUUAUGAAUACGGUGUGAAAUGUACAUGUUCUCGUACAAAAUGUAUUAAGCAACUCUCCUUCAGACACAGUUGGGUAAAAACCGUAUUAUUCUUAUUAAAAGAAGUGCCCCGAUGUCUCUAUUUUGGAAAUCCCAGUGUGGUAAUUAUGAAGUCAAUUAUAAAUAUUAGGUAUUCCAAAAAUAUUUAUUUACUAGUGAACUUAUUGCAAGAGUGCAACAGUGACUUGAAAUUAACGCCAGUCUUGAAACAUUAUUAUUAAAAAGAGUACAAGCUUUCUGUGGUUGAAUUUAAUUCACAAUAAAUGAAAAUUAAAUGGAAUGCAAUCAAAGACUCAUUUCAAUUGUACUCAAAAGCAGCUAUAGUAUAUUAUGUCCGAGAACACCUACAUUUAUCUGAUUAUUUAAAGUUUUAUAAUAAAGAUUUACUCAAAUUUA